This is a messenger RNA of Rotaria sp. Silwood2, 1860 nucleotides long. The record is from the annotation of a GenBank genome assembly. NCBI's taxonomy places the organism in Eukaryota, Metazoa, Rotifera, Eurotatoria, Philodinida, Philodinidae.
AUGAUUAGAUAUAUCAAAUCAGGUCUAUCGAAAAGAGCUGCACGUGAUGAAUAUAUAUAUUCAUUACAAGGAGAAGAAAAAUUUCCAGGUUUAACCGAUCUUAUCAAAAAACAUGAUCCACAGUUGACCGUCUUCGAUGUAGCACGAUCAAUAAAUGCGUUGAAAAAACAACGUGUUGAAAAGGCGCAUGAUGAACAUCCAAUGUCAAGUGAUGAAAUAGAUUCAAUCUUAACUGAAUUUAUUUCCUGUAAUGAUCAAUAUUUAAGGCAACAAGCAACGGUGGUGGUAUGUAAAAAUAGUGGUGAUAUAAAAAGUCAAGUAAAUUAUAUUGAACCAGUACGAGUAUUUGUAAAUUUAUCAACGACUAAUCGAGGAGAAAUAGAAAUCUAUCUUUGCUCACCAUCAAAUACAAAAACAACAAUUUUACCAAGACGAGCUAACGAUCACAGUGAUCAAGGUUUUGCCAAUUGGGCUUUUUUAACAGUACAAUUGUGGUUUGAAAAUUCUCAUGGACUAUGGAAAUUCCAAAUAUGUAAUACAGGUAGAGGAUCAGGUAAAGAAUCGAUGAAUAUAAAUGAAGUUGAAGAAGAAAAGUGCAUGUUUUAUGGCAAACCAUAUCGUUGUGUUAGUAUAUGUUCUGAAGGUACUUAUCCAUCUGAAACUGAUAAAUCAUGUUUACCUUGUCAUUCAAGAUGUGGUUCAUGUCGCAAUACUAGUGAAAAUAGUUGUGUCAGUUGUAAAUAUGGUUCCUUUCUUAUACAUGAUGCAAUGAUAUGUUCCGAGUCGUGUCCCACUAAUUAUUAUACUGAUCGUAAUCUUCGAAAAUGUGUUCGUUGUAGAUCUGAUUGUGCAUCAUGUGAAACAAGUUCUUAUAUAUGUACAUUGUGUUCAAAUGGUUACGCUCUUACAGAUACUGAUUGUGUAAAAUCAGCACGAGAAUGUCCAUCUGGUGAAUACUUUGAUUUUACUACUAAUAAUAGACAUGAAUCUUAUCAAUGUAUUUUAUAUGAUAAAACAAGCAAAUUUCCUUAUCUUCAAUAUCAUACAUGCAUUUCGUCAUGUUCACCAGGAUUUUAUCUUUCAAAAAGUACUUCUGAAUGUCUUUCAUGCCAUGAAACAUGUCUUAAUUGUACAUCAUCAAAUGACUCAUCAUGUUUGGCAUAUAAAAUAGGUUAUGAUUAUUUUUCUGAUAUUCAUCCUUGUGAAAAACAUAUUGGUAAAACAUACUAUAUUGAUAGUAAAACAGGUGAAAUACGUACAUGCUAUUCAUCAUGUACACUAUGUAAAGGAGCAAGUCCAACUGAUUAUAUUGCUUGUAAUCCAAUAACACAAGUACUUCUUAUUGAUGGACAUUGUGUUAAUGAAUGUCCAGCAGGUUCAUAUGAAAGUGAAAAGAAGACAAAUGAAAUUCAAACAAAUAUUUGUUUACCAUGUCCAAUUGGAUGUAAACUGUGUACUAAUGCAAAUGAUUGCAGUCAAUGUGAUGAAAUCAAAGGAUUUCAUAUAGACGGUCGAAAAUGUUUACCAACAUGUCAAUCAGGUACUUUUCAAAUGGAUAAUCAUUGUCUACCAUGUCAAGAUCCGUGUGUGACAUGCAUGAAUUUAACAAGUUGUUUAUCAUGUAAUAAUAAAUUAAAUUUAUUAAAUGAUCAAUGUGUUGACAAAUGUCCAGAUGGUUAUUAUUUAAAAAAUAACAAAUGUAUUCAAUGUAAUCCAAUAUGUCGCACAUGUACAGGUUCAUCAGCAGAUGAUUGUAAAUCAUGUGCAGAUGGUUUUCGUUUUGAUGAACAGCAACAGCAAUGUUUGAGUUUAUGUCCAAAUGAAAAUUUUUACAAUAAAGAUGAUAAUGUAAGUAACUAA